AGAGGGACGUGGCGAGACUAACAUCAAUGUAUGUGAAUUGUGAUUUCCCUUUUCGUCCACUUGUUUCCUCUUCACUUUGCUCUUUUCCUUUCUUCUCUCUCCUAUUGUAAGAAGAACACUAACCCACUGCAACUCUGCAAGUCAUCUCUGCUUAAAGAAAAAAGAAAGUAGAGCCUAAAAAUGGCGGGAAGACUUCCAGCGCAAGUUUCCACACCACCGAAACUGCGCCACCAUCACUGCCACACCGGAUGUCCAACUAUCUUGUCUUGGAAAACUAAUCUCAUUCUACAAAACUUCCGCGUUUCUUCCCCUUCUUCUCUCUCUUCUCUUUCCGGAAGAUCUUACGUGCGGCCCUUAAUAAAGUGCACGGCCCAGCCAGCUGCAGCAACAAAUUAUGCUCCAGGCACACCUGUCAGGCCGACAAGUAUAUUGGUUGUUGGUUCUACUGGGACUCUUGGAAGGCAGAUUGUGAGGCGGGCGCUGGAUGAAGGUUACGAUGUACGGUGUCUUGUGAGACCUAGACCAGCUCCUGCUGAUUUUCUCCGUGACUGGGGUGCAACAGUUGUUAAUGCAGACCUGAGCAGACCAGAGACAAUACCAGCAACACUGGUUGGGGUUCACACUAUUAUUGACUGUGCCACUGGACGUCCUGAGGAGCCAAUAAAAACAGUAGAUUGGGAAGGGAAAGUUGCUCUCAUACAAUGUGCAAAAGCAAUGGGAAUCCAGAAGUAUGUGUUUUUUUCUAUUCACAAUUGUGACAAGCAUCCAGAAGUUCCUUUGAUGGAGAUUAAGUAUUGCACCGAGAAAUUUCUUCAAGAUUCUGGACUUAAUCAUAUUACAAUACGGCUAUGUGGUUUCAUGCAGGGCCUAAUUGGGCAGUAUGCCGUGCCAAUAUUGGAAGAGAAGUCUGUCUGGGGAACAGAUGCCCCGACAAGGAUAGCUUAUAUGGACACUCAGGAUAUAGCUCGAUUGACUUUCAUCGCCUUGCGCAAUGAGAAUCUUAACGGGAAGCUUCUCACGUUUGCUGGACCUCGUGCAUGGACGACGCAAGAGGUGAUAACGCUAUGCGAGAGGCUUGCAGGACAAGAUGCCAAUGUGACAACGGUCCCUGUAUCUAUCUUGAGAUCAACUCGGCAGCUUACUCGAUUCUUUCAAUGGACAAAUGACGUUGCCGAUAGAUUGGCCUUUUCCGAGGUGCUAUCAAGUGACAUGGUGUUCUCAGUGCCAAUGACAGAGACCUAUUCACUUCUUGGUGUGGAUCCGAAGGACAUCGUUGGCCUGGAAAAAUACAUGCAAGAUUACUUCACUAAUAUUUUGAAGAAAUUGAAAGACCUUAAAGCCCAAUCAAAGCAAAGUGACAUCUUUUUCUGAAGCGAAGUUUACUAUUCACAUCAACUCAGUUUCGUUCCCAGUUUUGUUGUACAGCAGAGAUAUUACAUGUAUUCUUUGUAAUUUUUCCUUCUUUCUUUCAUACAUUUUGUACCUAUAUAAACAGCUCUAAUUGUAAUUACAAUUACAUAGGACAAGUUUCUACUGAA
Messenger RNA from Beta vulgaris subsp. vulgaris (sugar beet), 1538 nucleotides. RefSeq lists its product as hypothetical. Lineage: Eukaryota; Viridiplantae; Streptophyta; Magnoliopsida; Caryophyllales; Amaranthaceae. The transcript is spliced from 8 exons. The record is from RefSeq and is a predicted model, not a curated record. Bases 181 to 1371 code for a protein of 396 amino acids.